Messenger RNA from Talpa occidentalis (Iberian mole), 4309 nucleotides. RefSeq names its product zinc finger protein 629 (gene ZNF629). The record is from RefSeq and is a predicted model, not a curated record. NCBI's taxonomy places the organism in Eukaryota, Metazoa, Chordata, Mammalia, Eulipotyphla, Talpidae. The coding region runs from base 518 to 3280 and encodes 920 amino acids. The transcript is spliced from 4 exons.
AGCUGGGGUCACUUCCUGCUCCGUCCCAGUCACCCUGAACUGGUCCCCGGGUCCUCAGCCUGGGAUCACCCCUGGAGAAGGACCCCAGAGUCCUCGGCCUCCAGCCCGCCCCCCGAGGCAGGGCGUUGAAGGGGUUAAGUCCCCUGGGGCUGGAUUCUGCCUUCCGGCUCUUCCCAGACCCCAGAGCCGUUCAGCUAGCGCCUGCUCCAGCGGCCUCACCUCUGCUGCCUCCGCACAGCGCUUGGCAUGUCUCCUUGCACCAGUGUCCCCAUACACACAGUGCCCGUCCCACCCAAGCCCAGGCCCCCUCGGGCUUCCAACCACUGUGGGAAGUUCCCCUCCUAGCCCUGAGCUCUGUGGCCCUAUUGCCUCAUUCUGGAAUCAGACCAGGGAGUGACCGCUGGCCGGGUUUGACCAGGAGGCUGCUCUAGCGCCUGUUUCUUUGCUGCCACCCCCUUGCAACCAGACCUUUAAAGGCACUGGACCAGAGCGGUCUUCCAGGAGCAGGGAGCAUCUCAUGCCUUCACCUUUUGAUCACUCAGCAAAAUUUAUUGAGCACCUGGCAUGUGUGAGGCUCUGUCCUCAGCACGGGAUACAGCAGCAACGAAACAACAAAUGGAGUAGAAGAAAGGGCCAGGAUGGGCCGGUGGUGGAAGGCGCUGGGUCCCUGGAACUGACAGUCCUGAGCUCUGGGAUGGAGCCCGAGACCGCCUUGUGGGGCCCAGAUCUGCAGGGUCCUGAAGAGAGCCCAAAUGCUGCUCACACAGGUGCCGAGAGUGGGAACGAAGAGGAGAGCCCUCAGCAGGAAAGUUCAGGGGAGGAGGUCAUCUUGGGAGAUCCAGCUCAGAGUCCAGAAUUCAAGGACACACCAGAGAUGCCCCUGGAGAGACCCUCCCAGGAUCCCUCCGUCUCCCAGGACGCUCCAGCCCCAGUGGGUCACCCCAGUGACUCCUUGGAACCCCCAAACCCGGAGGCAGUCCCUACCCCAUCUGACUGGACCAAGGCCUGUGCGGCCAACUGGCAGUGGGGGACCCUGACCACGUGGAACAGCCCCGCUGUGGUCCCCGCCAGCGAGCCCAGCCUGCGCGAGCUGGUGCAAGGCCGCCCUUCGGGGGCGGAGAAGCCCUACAUCUGCAACGAGUGCGGGAAGAGCUUCAGCCAGUGGUCCAAGCUGCUGCGGCACCAGCGCAUCCACACGGGCGAGCGGCCCAACACCUGCUCCGAGUGCGGCAAGAGCUUCACGCAGAGUUCGCACCUGGUGCAGCACCAGCGCACGCACACCGGCGAGAAGCCCUACAAGUGCCCCGACUGCGGCAAGUGCUUCAGCUGGAGCUCCAACCUGGUGCAGCACCAGCGCACGCACACGGGCGAGAAGCCCUACAAGUGCACCGAGUGCGAGAAGGCCUUCACCCAGAGCACCAACCUCAUCAAGCACCAGCGCUCGCACACCGGCGAGAAGCCCUACAAGUGCGGCGAGUGCCGGCGGGCCUUCUACCGCAGCUCCGACCUCAUCCAGCACCAGGCCACGCACACGGGCGAGAAGCCCUACAAGUGCCCCGAGUGCGGCAAGCGCUUCGGCCAGAACCACAACCUUCUCAAGCACCAGAAGAUCCACGCGGGCGAGAAGCCCUACCGCUGCACCGAGUGCGGCAAGAGCUUCAUCCAGAGCUCCGAGCUGACCCAGCACCAGCGCACGCACACGGGCGAGAAGCCCUACGAGUGCCUGGAGUGCGGCAAGAGCUUCGGCCACAGCUCCACCCUCAUCAAGCACCAGCGGACUCACUUGCGCGAGGACCCCUUCAAGUGCCCGGUGUGCGGCAAGACCUUCACGCUGAGCGCCACGCUGCUGCGGCACCAGCGCACGCACACGGGCGAGCGGCCCUACAAGUGCCCCGAGUGCGGCAAGAGCUUCAGCGUCAGCUCCAACCUCAUCAACCACCAGCGCAUCCACCGCGGGGAGCGGCCGUACAUCUGCGCCGACUGCGGCAAGAGCUUCAUCAUGAGCUCCACCCUCAUCCGCCACCAGCGCAUCCACACGGGCGAGAAGCCCUACAAGUGCUCGGACUGCGGCAAGAGCUUCAUCCGCAGCUCGCACCUCAUCCAGCACCGGCGCACGCACACGGGCGAGAAGCCGUACAAGUGCCCCGAGUGCGGCAAGAGCUUCAGCCAGAGCUCCAACCUCAUCACCCACGUGCGCACCCACAUGGACGAGAACCUCUUCGUGUGCUCCGACUGCGGGAAGGCCUUCCUGGAGGCCCACGAGCUGGAGCAGCAUAGGGUGAUCCAUGAACGGGGGAAGACCCCCGCCCGAAGGGCUCAGGGUGACACCCUGCUGGGGCUCGGGGACCCGGCCCUGAUGACCCCGCCCCCCGGAGCCAAACCACACAAGUGUCUGGUCUGCGGAAAGGGGUUCAACGAUGAGGGCAUCUUCAUGCAGCACCAGAGGAUCCACAUCGGAGAAAACCCUUACAAAAACGCAGAUGGCCUCAUUGCACACCCGGCCCCCAAACCACCUCAGUUCCGCUCCCCCAGGCUCCCUUUUGGAGGGAAUUCCCAUCCAGGUGCUUCAGAGGGCAAAGCUGACCCCCCAGGGCAGCCCUUAAAAAUGCCCGAUGGGCAGGAGAGCUUCAGCCAGAGGCUGGGGCUGCUCUCUUCCAAGUCCUACAUUUGUUCACACUGUGGAGAAAGCUUCCAGGAUCGCGCUGUGCUCCUCCAACAUCAGCUCACCCACGGCAGCGAGAAGCCCUUUCUCUUCCCUGACCACAGGACUGGGGAAGGGGCCGGGCCCAGUCCCUUCCUAAGUGGAAAGCCCUUUAAAUGCCCUGAAUGCAAAAAGAGCUUUGGCCUCAGCUCGGAGCUGCUGCUGCACCAGAAAGUCCAUGCAGGCGGGAAAGGCCAGAAGGGCGCGGAGCUGGGGAAGAGCUCUUCUGUCCUCCUGGAGCACCUCAGGAGCCCGCUGGGGGCCCGACCCUACAGCUGCUCAGAUUGUGGGGCCUCCUUCCCCGAUCGCGUGGCCCUCCUCCGGCAUCAGGAGACCCACACGCAAGAAAAGUCCCCCAGACCCGAGGACCCCCCUCCAGAGCCAGCCACCCAGUCCACAAGCCAGGAAGAAGAGGGAGAAGCCCCCACCUCCACAGGGAGCAGCAGCCAGGGGGAAGGGGAACCCCCCAAAACCCUGUUGGAAGAAAAGCCCUAUUUGUGCCCUGAGUGUGGCGAUGGCUUCGCAGAGGUCGCGGCCCUUCUCCUCCACAGGAGCUGCCACCCGGGGGUCUCCCUGUGAAACGGGUCUGCAGAGCAGGGGCCUCUCUCUCCUGAGAGGAACACUGGAUCACCCCAGAAAUUACGUGGGGAAAGGAGAAAAACCCUAUGAGAUUGUAGAGAAGUGGAGGAUAAAAACCCUGGGGUAAAACAUAGUGCUUUUACAUCCGUGAUGAAAAAUCCUAUAAAAUUGUUGGUGGGAACCACUUGCAAGGCAGUAGAGAAAAACUGUUGGGUUAGAAACCCUAUAAAUAUGUAGGAAAAAAAGUCCUUUAAGUCUGUAGCCGAAAAACCCUAUAAACCAUAGUGGAUAAAAGCCCUAUUAAUUGUAGGAAGAGGUCCCAAUAUGUCUCUAGACAGCCCUCUAAAACCCUCUCAGAGUCCUUGUGAAGCAGUCGAGUCAGGGAGUGCGGGGCGUACGGCGAUGGCGUUGACCUGGGAGGGGUAGCCCUCAGAAGGGGGAGCAGACCGCUCGUGAACUGGUUCCACGGUGUCCUCUCCUGCUGGAGUUGGGGGGGCAUGUCUCUCCCGGAAACCUUGGACAAUUACGCUGAGGAAAAGGCUCAGCUAGGGGGUAGGGUGGUUGCUGGUUGGACUGGAAAAGAAAACAAAGGAGAAAAAUCAGUGGCGAAGAGUCCUCAGACCCACAAACAACCCAGGAACUGGGAAGAGCAAGUCCAGCUCAUUGAGCUGGGGGUUCCGUGGGGUAUGGGGCCCAUCUUAAAUUGUGUAUGGAAUUCUGUACCAGGAAGAACCCAAACAUGGGGAAGGAAAAAAAUGACAUCCAGGCUUUUUAAAGACUGAAAUUUGAGGUGCAUAAAAGCUUCAAGUGUAAGAACACUGGGAAGCCACUACAAAAAAUUCGGGGGAAGCGUGGGGGGACUUCUGCUAGAGUGCUUUGAGGGAAGCAAACCAAGGUGAACAGACUGUUCAGAUGGGACCCAGCAAACCCUGGGGUUGCCCAGUCUUCCCUGUUUUCAGGAGCUUAAACUGCGAGUGCAAGCAGACCCGGCUCAGGCCACCAGGGUUCCCCCACUCCCCGCCCCCCCCA